Molecule: messenger RNA, 2078 nt
Organism: Culex quinquefasciatus (southern house mosquito)
Lineage: Eukaryota; Metazoa; Arthropoda; Insecta; Diptera; Culicidae
Exons: 3
Coding region: 1314-1949 (211 amino acids)
Source: RefSeq, a predicted model, not a curated record
UGAACAGCGACCAAAUUAUGAUUGUUCGAGAGCAAAAUUUGCAUAUCAUUUCGAUAGUCUCCUGCUGGAACAAUAGGCGGGGACAUCUUUUCGUUGAAUUGGAAAAUGUUCACGCUAUAUUCGCCCUUAGAAUAAAAACAGUUAUUGUAUCACUGUUAUUGUAUUUUUAAUACGCAGUGCAGAACCUUACCAGAAUCGGGCACGGUUUCAUGAAAUGUGGCAAAUAUUGCUUCAAAAGGUUGUACAUAAGUUUAUUGAUCGGCUUUCCACCGUUUCCGCUUGCUAGAACUUUGCACACCUCGACACGUUCGUCAAUUCCGAACAUCGGCUUGUAAACAUGACCAUUGGUCUUGUACCAAAGCUUCAUCGUUAUCCAGAGCGGUUCCAGCGGCUUCAGUAUGGUCAUGUUGAAAGAUAUCAAUGAAGACCCGUUGCACAGCAGCUUCAAGGUACAUUCGUUGAUCGUCAUAUAGUUUGUAAUAUUUGUACCGCUGCAGAUAAAUCGCGUCAUUCGGGUAGUAAAUGGACGCUCUCCAUUGUGGCCAUCAUAAAAAUCACACGAUAAACGCGAAAGAAACAAUACGCCAACAAUAACAUAGGACAGAACUCUUGCCAUGAAUUUAAAUAUUGUGUACAUAUUUAUUCAGGAAAUAUCAAGCUACUAGUACCAACAUUGCAAGGCCUGUGUUACUUAAAACACAUGAACGAACGCGUUUCUGAUGGUUCUAAUUGCACCAUAAUAGAACGAUUAUCGAACUCGUUUAUGAGCAGGUAUAUUUUAAAUAGCUAGGUAUAUUGCAAAAGUUGAUUUUAUCAGCAAUCGUCGUAUUCAUCCAACUCGGUAAGCCUCGUUAGAUAAAUGUACGACCCGUGUUGAACAAAUCUGUUAACGACUAGCUGGUUCAUUAUAGAAAGUAGAGUUUUUGGGGGAAAGGGAUACGGUUAGCUUCUUCUCAGGGCCACUAGGGUGGGUUAGACGUGGUUUACUACUUUAGGUCAGACAUGCAUUGCCACUAACUGCUCUUCUUCAUGGCUCUCAAAUUCUUCUGACAGAGGAAUUGAAACGGAUGCAUGUCUACUUUAAGUGAAUUUUUUAUUCCGUUAUAAGAAUUGGAUUUCUUAAAUUAAUCAUAAAUAAAUCUAAAAAUGCUUAAAUUGACCACACAAAAGCCGAUGUUCAAAUGAAUGAUUUAAUAUGCUGAUGAGUGGAACAUUUAUAGGUAUAACGAUUAGUCAAACGCGUCAUGAAAAUCAUCAAGCUAACCAUUAAAACCACCAUGGUUUAGUAGCUUGGUUGAUACUGAGCAAUUAACAUGGGCAAAGCGUUACAGGCGAAAGCUAUUUUUGGAGUAUUCAUCUGCUCUCUUUUUCUUCCAUGUUCAUCAUCCAACUUUUUCUAUGGUGCUAGCGAUGAACGCCCCUACCGAGUCCGUACGACGCGAUUCAUUUGCCUAGGUCCCAGAACCACCAAGUACAUCAAAAUCCACGAGUGUAGCUUAAAACUGCUGCGAAACGGAUCCUCCACUAUUUCCUUCAACGCCACUAUUUUGCAACCUAUAGAGCAGAUGUGGGCAACUGCAAAGAUCAUGUACAAGGGAAGUUCUCUCGCGUAUCAACCGAUGCUCGGAAUUGACGAACGGGCCGACGUUUGUCACUUUCUAGGAAGUGAACCUUUGGCUGGAGGUGCAAAUAUUGGAAGCCUUUUUUACGGUGCUCUUCGCAAAAUGGUGAAAAAAUAUGCACCACAAUUAGCUAAACCAUGUCCAAUUGUGGGAGAAUACAGCAUAAUUAAUUUUACCUUUCAAGAUCACAUGUUUCCGCCCUUUUUACCAGCUGGAGACUACCGAAAUGAUAUGAGAGCAUUCGUCGAAAAUAACGAAACACUGCUGGAGAUGCAAUUUUACGGAUCUGUUCGGGCCAAAGGAAUUGCAGACUUGAGCAUGGGUUAAGUUAAAAAAAAACAAUCACCUCAAUAGUUGAAAACAAAGAAUAUUAACUCUCUAGAAACCCAAUCGCUUAUAGAUUGUGAAGCUCACAAUGCCUCACCUUUUGUCUUUCACAGAUCCCCAAAAUUUGAU